CUCAUUUCUUCUACAUCCAAUUUCUUCAAUGUCAUUGAUCCAUCCUGUCCUCAUGGACAACUCAAUCGCUCUCUUGGGUGUAUUUAGUCUGUUAACUGUCUCUUUGGCAGGCCAUGUCUUUUUACGGUUCCGUUCGCACAAGUCUGUGCCAUUCGACGUCGUGAUGCCCGAAGAGGCUUUGCCCGGUUGGAAGGGUGGAAGUAUCUUGUCCAAUCCUUGUCUCCAGGACUCAACACAACCUGGUCAAAUCAUUUGCUACGAUCCUUCGACAGGGCGUCAUCUCGCCACCAUCCGCGCUCACACUAAAACAGACGUGGAUCUGGCAUUGGACAAAGCACGGAAAGCUCAGGCGAAAUGGCGUAACACUACAUUUGCGCAACGCAAGAUCGUCCUUCAAUCUCUUUUAGACUUUAUUCUUCUUCACCAAGAGUCUAUCUGUCGGGUUGCGUCUAGAGAUACAGGAAAGACGAUGGUUGAUGGAAAGUUUGGAGAGAUCCUCACGGUUUGUGAACGCAUUCGUUGGACAUUAGCUCAUGGAGAGAAAGCUCUCCGAGAUGAAUACCGCGAUCCCGGAUUACUUAUGUUUUACAAAGCUGCCAAAGUGGAAUACCGUCCUAUGGGUGUGGUUGCUGCUCUUGUGUCCUGGAACUAUCCCUUCCACAACACAUUUGGACCUCUCAUCACGGCAAUCUUUGCUGGAAAUGGUAUUUUGAUCAAAGCAUCGGAGCAAGUCGCUUGGUCAACAACAGUCUAUUUUGCCAAGAUUGCACGGACAUGUUUAGAGGCCUGUGGACAUGAUCCAGAACUUGUUCAAUUCUUAGUGGGCUUUCAAGAUUGUGGCGAGGCUGUGGUGGCAAGCGGUGUUGACGGCAUUACAUUUAUUGGAUCUCCUCAUGUCGGUACCAAGGUUGCCACCGCUGCAGCUGCCAAUCUAACACCGUGUGUACUUGAGCUAGGAGGCAAAGAUGUUGCAAUUAUUAACAAAGACGUGAAUUUGAACGCCCUUGUGCCUAUUCUGAUGAGAGGCGUCUUCCAAAACUGCGGGCAAAACUGUAUUGGUAUCGAGAGAAUCAUUGUUCACAAAGACCUACAUGACAAGCUUGUCGACAUGGCUGGCAGCCGGAUCAAGCAACUAAAACAAGGCCCGCCUUUGGAGAUCGAAAAUAUUGAUUGUGGCGCAAUGACCAUGAGCGGCCGUGCUGAGGUCUUAGAGCCCCUAAUUGAGGAUGCUGUAAACAAGGGAGCUACGUUAAUAUGCGGAGGAAAGGGUUUUAUUCAUCCUCAUUUCCCUCAGGGUCAGUUCUUUACCCCUACGUUGAUCACGAAUCUUCGCCCCAACAUGAGGAUUGCUCAGGAAGAAACGUUUGCACCGAUUAUGGCUAUUUUCAAAUUUUCAACACUGGAAGAAGCCAUUUCAAUCGCUAACUCGUCGAUUUACAGCCUUGGCUCUAGUGUAUUUUCACGCAAUCAAAAGGAGGGACUCUAUAUCAUGGAUCGUCUCCGUGUCGGCAUGAGCAAUCUGAAUGAUUUCGGUGUUAAUUAUCUCUGUCAAUCAUUGCCAUUUGGUGGUGUAGGAAAAAGCGGUUAUGGUCGCUUCGGAGGUGCAGAGGGCCUUCGAGGUGUCUGUCAUCAAAGGUCGAUCACUGUUGAUCGUUGGCCCAUGUUGAUUCAGACAUCCUUACCACCUAUACUGCAGUACCCCAUGAAUAAUGUGGGUGAUGCCAUUGUCGUCACUCGUGAUUUAGUCAAUAUUAUCUACGCAGGAUGGUUGGAACGUAUCAAGUCCGUCUUCGAUAUUGUAAAGGUUUUGCUUUUAGGGUCGAAUGAACCAGAACAGCUGUAGGGGUUUUUUUAUUUUUAUUUUUUUCAUAGAAGAAUGCAUCAAUGAUAGUCUCCUUUAAAUCUUCUUGAGCAUAAUACAAACCAGCUGUAAAUAGCUACAGACCUUAUUUCCCAUUAACGCAUUAAGGAC
Lobosporangium transversale is the source of this 1972-nucleotide messenger RNA. RefSeq names its product Aldehyde/histidinol dehydrogenase. Lineage: Eukaryota; Fungi; Mortierellomycota; Mortierellomycetes; Mortierellales; Mortierellaceae. Bases 29 to 1843 code for a protein of 604 amino acids. Gene Ontology annotation, molecular function: aldehyde dehydrogenase (NAD+) activity. The transcript has 4 exons. The record is from RefSeq and is a predicted model, not a curated record.